UCGGUAACCAAAUCAUGUUGAGUCCUUUCUUGGUUUUUCUAUGCUCUCCAUUGCAUGGCGUCUCUGCAAUAAAGGGUUUAAAUGCUCAUAACCCAUGUUCGAUUGUCUCAGGCCUCUUUGAUCUAAUCCUUAGAUCUGCAUCUAUUGAAAACCUUCGUAUUUCCGGAUCUAUAGCUCCAAGACUUUGGCUUUGGAGAGUUUGGAGAUCUGCAUAUUGAUGCUAUCUGGUUUUUCUUUCUUUCGAGAUCUGUAGCUUAACACAACCAUUUUUCUACGAUUUUGGGAGAUCUGGAGCUGAAAACAUCUGGUUUUCUUGGGUUUCGAUUAUGUGUAGCUGAAAGCUUCUAGUUUCUAAGAUCUAAAUCCUUGCACCUGAAGCUUGCUUUUUUAUCUAAGGUUUCCAUAUCCAACAGUGGAAAACUCCUGGUUUCUUUAGGGUUCCAAGGAUCUCUCCUGAAAACCUCUGUAAUUUCAAAAAGUGCUCUGUUUUCCAAGGGUUUCCGCUUUCACAACUGAAAACCUUUGUUUUUAUUGUGAUUCAAGGUCUAGUAUUAGCAAACCCUGGUUUUUCUAGGUUUUGCUGAUAUUUCAGGAUGUGGAGAUUGAAGCAAUUCAUGCCAAAAGAACCUUUGGGUCUGGAGGGUCGAAGCAUUGAUAUUGGGAACCUGAAGGUCCAGGUUCGGAACACCAUUGCUGAAGGUGGAUUCUCGAGUGUUUACCUUGUUCGAGAUGUUGGCCCUUCAGGAAAGCAGUUCGCCAUGAAACACAUCUUCUGCAACGAUGAAGAGACUCUCGAUCUGGUAAAGAAGGAGUUCUCUGUGAUGAAAUCGCUAAAGGGUCACCCAAAUGUUGUGGCUUUGCAGGCCCAUACAAUCUUAGACAUGGGGCGCACAAAGGAGGCAUUUUUGGUGAUGGAAUUUUGCGAGAAAUCAUUGGUCACUGUUUUGGAGAACAGGGGUGCUGCCUAUUUUGAAGAGAAGCAGAUCCUACUGAUAUUUAGGGAUGUCUGCAAUGCCGUAUUUGCAAUGCACUGCCAAAACCCAGCUAUUGCUCAUAGGGAUUUGAAAGCUGAGAACGUCUUGUUGAGUGCUGAUGGAACCUGGAAACUGUGUGAUUUCGGUAGCGCUUCAACCAAUCAUAAACGAUUUGAGAGACCUGAGGAGAUGGGUAUUGAAGAAGACAACAUACGGAAGCAUACUACCCCAGCAUACAGAGCGCCUGAGAUGUGGGAUCUGUUCAGAAGAGAAGUUAUCAAUGAGAAGGUUGACAUCUGGGCUCUUGGAUGCCUUCUGUACAGAAUCUGUUAUCUCAAGUCCGCGUUUGAUGGUGAAUCAAAGCUACAAAUUCUGAAUGGGAAUUAUCGUAUCCCAGAGCUGCCAAAGUAUAGUUCAGCCAUAACUGGCUUGAUCAAGGACAUGCUUCAAGCCUCUCCAGAUACAAGACCAGAUAUCAUGCAGGUUUGGUCACAUGUUAACGAACAACUGCCAGUGGAAUUGCAAAAGCAGGCACCAGAGAAGCCAGCAUCAAUGGCAGCAUCUGAGGCACACAUGUCAUCUGUCAACGGCCAAAAGAAAGAAGGUGUUAGCCCCCAUUCAAGGAGGACUCAUGUUAUGCCUAGAAGGACUGCUCCUUCUCCACCCACACCUAAAGAACAAAACCAUCGUUCCCCUUCCGUUCAAGUAGCCUCACAAGGCAGUGGAAGCUCGUUGGGUGCAUUUUGGAUGUCCCACCAUGCCCAAACUGCUGCAGUUUCAGAGGAUAAAGGCCCUGUAUUUGAUGAAGAAUCCAAGCCCGAAACCUUUUCAAAACAUAGCCCACCAAAAGAUCAUCAAAGACCAGGGCUUCAUCUCAAGAGGAGUGGGCAAAACGUCAUCAAGAGAUUUGACGAUGGCCCUUCAGAGGAUUUUGAGAUUAGGUUUUACUCGGAAGAAGCAGGCCCUGGCUCUUCUGAAAAUUUGAGUAAUACUACUGUGAAGUCAUCGAACAAUGAGGCUUCUGGGCUUUACAAGAAUGAAGCUUUUGGUUCUUUUGUUACUGACUUUGAUGGUCAUAAUGUUAAAGAGGAUUCAUCUUUGCAAGGGGAAGUGGAGAGGUUGAGGGAGCAGUUGAAGCAGGUUGUUGCAGAGAAGGCAGAGGUAGCAUCAAAGUAUGAGAAGCUCACAGCCAUUUGCAGGUCUCAGAGACAGGAGAUUCAAGAACUAAAACAAGCUAUUGCAGCAGGGUCGAAUAGAGAUAAUUCGAAAGUGGGUGCUAGCUCUCAGUCUCAGGCCCAGCAGAGCCAUAAAUCACCUGGAAGUUGGCAAUCUGGUGCUCAGAGGGAUAAGAUAGAAGGAUCCAUAUGGGAACUCCAAGAAGGCAUGCAGACGAACAAUACCUCAAACAUUUCCCCUGAUUCAAAGCCAUGGCAAGCUUUUACAGACACACCAGCAAAGAUACAGCCUCCCCCAUCUAAGAACAGCAACCCAAAGCAAACAUCAACCAGGCCAACAAAUGGCCACCAAACCAAGCAAACAGCGAGCUUGUACUCAUCAGCUGAUGCUUGGGGCUUUGGCCAAGAUGGUUUCGUAGCAGCAAACAAGGAUGGCCCUCAUAUAACCAAGACUUCAACCCAGGCCAGUAUUUCUCAACGAUUUGCGCCUCCAAAUCCUCAUAUCGCUCAACCGAAAAGUAUGGAUGAUAGCCGGACUCAGCCAGCCGGGUGGGCUGGCUUUUGAGCUUUAGUUAUAUUUGAAAUUAAAGCAAUGGGUCCAAGAGUGGAAGACCCAUUUCACCAGAUGAUUAUUUACUGCAAACUUUACAAGUUUUGAGGCUUCGUCUCAGGCUUUGGUUUUGUGACAUUUUAUGUAGAAUUUGCGUAUAAAUUUUUGUUGUCAUUGGGUUUUCCAUUCUCUUUUUUGGUGUGGGUUUGAGAGAGAGAGGGAGAGUUGGUGAUGAGGGUUUGACUUUUCUAUGAAAAAGUUCUCUCUAGUUUUGGUUUGGAGCAUUUUGAGGGGUGAGAAAUUGUAUAGUUGAUGUGACUGGGGGGUGGAUGGUUGCUUCAAUGCCUUACUAAUAAAAUGAUAAAGAUUGG
Messenger RNA from Amborella trichopoda, 3070 nucleotides. Its product is annotated as Protein kinase superfamily protein. Lineage: Eukaryota; Viridiplantae; Streptophyta; Magnoliopsida; Amborellales; Amborellaceae. Gene Ontology annotation, cellular component: cytoplasm. Gene Ontology annotation, molecular function: protein serine/threonine kinase activity; ATP binding. Gene Ontology annotation, biological process: protein phosphorylation. The record is from RefSeq and is a predicted model, not a curated record.